Molecule: messenger RNA, 4445 nt
Organism: Lutzomyia longipalpis
Lineage: Eukaryota; Metazoa; Arthropoda; Insecta; Diptera; Psychodidae
Product: mucin-2-like
Exons: 1
Coding region: 50-4318 (1422 amino acids)
Cellular component (GO): extracellular region
Molecular function (GO): chitin binding
Source: RefSeq, a predicted model, not a curated record
UACGUUAGUGUCGUGAAAGAAAUAAAGCAAGAAAAUUCGCAAAGAAACAAUGAAAGGUGCUAUAUUCCUCACAGUUUUCCUAUCAAUUUUCGUGGGGGUUGUUCUGUGCCAAAACGACGGAAGACCCGGAUGUAUGACAAGAUAUGAAUUUAAACGUUUUUGGCGGAAUCGUCUAGAUAAUUCUGUGUUCUUCAACUGCACAAUGUGGGGUGAAUCGCGUGUUAUUGCAUGUCCACCUGGAACACUCUUCCAGGAAGCAUGGCAAACGUGUGUGCCCGCCAAUCGUUUCCAAGAGACACCCUUCUAUGAUCCACCAACAAGUGCAUAUACUAGUGAUGAAACAAUGUGCAAAGAAAUAAUUUUCCCGCCACAGUGUAAACCAGAUGAGAAUAAUCCACCCACAAGCACACCACAGCCAACGGACACAACUGAAGAAACGACUGAAUCCUCGACGGAGUCCAGUUCGUCGAAUUCAGAAGAAACGACCACGAGUGAAUGGUCAACGGUGCCAAGUUCAACAACAACGGAAGAUAUAACAACCGUAGAGCCUACAACUGCACCUGAGACAUCCACAACUGAAGAAAUUGCUACUACUACAGGCCCCACAAAUCCUCCAGAAACUACUGCAGGCCCCACAAAUCCAACAGAAACUACUGAAGGGUUAACGGAUACUCCAACAACAACUGAAGCGCAAACAAAUCCUCCAGAAACUACUGCAGGCCCUACAAAUCCACCAGAAACUACUGCAGGCCCCACAAAUCCUCCAGAAACUACUGAAGGCUUAACGGAUACUCCAACAACAACUGAAGCACAAACAAAUCCUCCAGAAACUACUGCAGGCCCCACAAAUCCACCAGAAACUACUGCAGGCCCCACAAAUCCUCCAGAAACUACUGAAGGGUUAACGGAUGCUCCAACAACAACUGAAGCCCAAACAAAUCCUCCAGAAACGACUGCAGGCCCCACAAAUCCUCCAGAAACUACUGCAGGCCCCACAAAUCCUCCAGAAACUACUGAAGGGUUAACUGAUGCUCCAACAACAACUGAAGCCCAAACAAAUCCUCCAGAAACGACUGCAGGCCCCACAAAUCCUCCAGAAACUACUGAAGGGUUAACUGAUGUUCCAACAACAACUGAAGCCCAAACAAAUCCUCCAGAAACGACUGCAGGCCCCACAAAUCCUCCAGAAACUACUGCAGGCCCCACAAAUCCUCCAGAAACUACUGAAGGGUUAACGGAUGCUCCAACAACAACUGAAGCCCAAACAAAUCCUCCAGAAACGACUGCAGGCCCCACAAAUCCUCCAGAAACUACUGCAGGCCCCACAAAUCCUCCAGAAACUACUGAAGGGUUAACGGAUGCUCCAACAACAACUGAAGCCCAAACAAAUCCUCCAGAAACGACUGCAGGCCCCACAAAUCCUCCAGAAACUACUGCAGGCCCCACAAAUCCUCCAGAAACUACUGAAGGGUUAACGGAUGCUCCAACAACAACUGAAGCCCAAACAAAUCCUCCAGAAACGACUGCAGGCCCCACAAAUCCUCCAGAAACUACUGCAGGCCCCACAAAUCCUCCAGAAACUACUGAAGGGUUAACUGAUGCUCCAACAACAACUGAAGCCCAAACAAAUCCUCCAGAAACGACUGCAGGCCCCACAAAUCCUCCAGAAACUACUGAAGGGUUAACUGAUGUUCCAACAACAACUGAAGCCCAAACAAAUCCUCCAGAAACGACUGCAGGCCCCACAAAUCCUCCAGAAACUACUGCAGGCCCCACAAAUCCUCCAGAAACUACUGAAGGGUUAACGGAUGCUCCAACAACAACUGAAGCCCAAACAAAUCCUCCAGAAACGACUGCAGGCCCCACAAAUCCUCCAGAAACUACUGCAGGCCCCACAAAUCCUCCAGAAACUACUGAAGGGUUAACGGAUGCUCCAACAACAACUGAAGCCCAAACAAAUCCUCCAGAAACGACUGCAGGCCCCACAAAUCCUCCAGAAACUACUGCAGGCCCCACAAAUCCUCCAGAAACUACUGAAGGGUUAACGGAUGCUCCAACAACAACUGAAGCCCAAACAAAUCCUCCAGAAACGACUGCAGGCCCCACAAAUCCUCCAGAAACUACUGCAGGCCCCACAAAUCCUCCAGAAACUACUGAAGGGUUAACGGAUGCUCCAACAACAACUGAAGCCCAAACAAAUCCUCCAGAAACGACUGCAGGCCCCACAAAUCCUCCAGAAACUACUGAAGGGUUAACGGAUGCUCCUACAACAACUGAAGCCCAAACAAAUCCUCCAGAAACGACUGCAGCCCCCACAAAUCCUCCAGAAACAACUACAGGCCCCACAAAUCCUCCAGAAACUACUGAAGGGUUAACGGAUGCUCCAACAACAACUGAAGCCCAAACAAAUCCUCCAGAAACGACUGCAGGCCCCACAAAUCCUCCAGAAACUACUGAAGGGUUAACGGAUGCUCCAACAACAACUGAAGCCCAAACAAAUCCUCCAGAAACGACUGCAGCCCCCACAAAUCCUCCAGAAACAACUGCAGGCCCCACAAAUCCUCCAGAAACGACUGCAGGCCCCACAAAUCCUCCAGAAACUACUGAAGGUUUAACUGAUGCUCCAACAACAACUGAAGCCCAAACAAAUCCUCCAGAAACGACUGCAGGCCCCACAAAUCCUCCAGAAACGACUGCAGGCCCCACAAAUCCUCCAGAAACGACUACAGGCCCCACAAAUCCUCCAGAAACGACUGCAGGCCCUACAAAUCCUCCAGAAACUACUGCAGGCCCCACAAAUCCUCCAGAAACGACUGCAGGCCCCACAAAUCCUCCAGAAACGACUACAGGCCCCACAAAUCCACCAGAAACAACUGCAAGCCCCACAAAUACUCCAGAAACGACUGCUGGCCCCACAAAUCCUCCAGAAACUACUGAAGGUUUAACUGAUGCUCCAACAACAACUGAAGCCCAAACAAAUCCUCCAGAAACGACUGCAGGCCCCACAAAUCCUCCAGAAACGACUACAGGCCCCACAAAUCCUCCAGAAACGACUGCAGGCCCUACAAAUCCUCCAGAAACUACUGAAGGUUUAACUGAUGCUCCAACAACAACUGAAGCCCAAACAAAUCCUCCAGAAACGACUGCAGGCCCCACAAAUCCACCAGAAACGACUGCAGGCCCCACAAAUCCUCCAGAAACUACUGAAGGGUUAACGGAUGCUCCCACAACAACUGAAGCCCAAACAAAUCCUCCAGAAACGACUGCAGGCCCCACAAAUCCACCAGAAACGACUGCAGGCCCCACAAAUCCUCCAGAAACUACUGCAGGCCCCACAAAUCCCCCAGAAACUACUGAAGGGUUAACGGAUGCUCCAACAACAACUGAAGCCCAAACAAAUCCUCCAGAAACGACUGCAGGCCCCACAAAUCCUCCAGAAACUACUGCAGGCCCCACAAAUCCUCCAGAAACGACUGCAGGCCCUACAAAUCCUCCAGAAACGACUACAGGCCCUACAAAUCCUCCAGAAACGACUGCAGGCCCCACAAAUCCUCCAGAAACUACUGAAGGGUUAACGGAUGCUCCCACAACAACUGAAGCCCAAACAAAUCCUCCAGAAACGACUGCAGGCCCCACAAAUCCACCAGAAACGACUGCAGGCCCCACAAAUCCUCCAGAAACUACUGAAGGGUUAACGGAUGCUCCCACAACAACUGAUAGCCCUACAAAUCCACCAGAAACGACUGCAGGCCCCACAAAUCCUCCAGAAACUACUGCAGGCCCCACAAAUCCUCCAGAAACUACUGAAGGGUUAACGGAUGCUCCAACAACAACUGAAGCCCAAACAAAUCCUCCAGAAACGACUGCAAGCCCCACAAAUCCUCCAGAAACGACUGCAGGCCCCACAAAUCCUCCAGAAACUACUGAAGGGUUAACGGAUGCUCCCACAACAACUGAUAGCCCUACAAAUCCACCAGAGAACACAACAACAGAAGAAGUUAAGACAACAGAGCCAACAAGUCCUGCCCCAACAACCACUCCUAAUCCUCCUAGCAUAAUCCAGCUGUGUCCUGGAGCUGCUCCAAGUAGUGGUGCACCUGGAAGUCACUCCUGCUCUCAGCCACUCUGCACUGAAGAAGAAUGGCGAAAUAACGAACAUCUUCCCAGCAGGCAACCGAGUAUCUUCUAUCAAUGUGUUGCUCCUGGUGUUCCUGUGCAGAAGGAAUGUCCUGGCGGAACAUGCUUCAGUACACAAUACAAAGUCUGCGUUCAUCCAUAUCAGUGGAACAAUCCAUGCGAUGGCGUCUUACCUGCGUGAUUCAUUUAUUAGGUGAAAUUUUUUGGGGGAAAGACGUUAAGAGAAAAGCAAUAUUUUGAAAUCAAAGUUGUAAAAAAAAACAUUAUUAUGCUGUAAAUAAAUUUAUGAACAUUUUGUGAUUAUUUAA